AUGUACAUUUUCUCCCUAAUUAACCUAUUCAAGUCUGCAUCGAGUGUCCUGACGAAACCCUCGUACGCGUACAUUCAAAACUGCAAUCAUAUCAUUUCACAGCUCCCCAAAAAAACCAAUAAACUAAUUUUAAGCAGUUGUUCGAACAAGAAAAAUUAUAAUGCUUUUGUAUGCAAAUCUUACAAGAAAUAUAAAAUGAAUAAAAAAUUUUCGAGUUCCAUAAAUAUGAAUAAGAGUAACGAAAAUGAAAAUGUUUUAAAAGAUAAUAAUAACAUCUCUGCGUUUAAUAAAAACACCAGUGACGUUAAGAAUUUUGAGAACUUUAACCAAAGCAGCAGGAGUUCCGCCUUCGGCAAACGAUACAGCCAUGGCAGUAAGAGCAAAAGCAAGGUAUCUUCCGGCAGUUAUGUUGGUGGAGGUGUUGGUGGUAGUGGGGUAGCAGGUGAUGGCGAAGGCGGCGGAGGAGGAGGUAGUAAGUACACGAGUGGCCACACCUAUUCGGGGAAUCACCCAGGUCACCACCCAAACCAGAUCAACAGAGAAACGGGGGCCAAAAAUGAAGAAGCCAGUUACUCCCUAAACGAAACGAAGUUAAAUACAAAUGCGAAUUAUAUGAAUUCGAGCAUGAAAGAAAACAAAGGAGGAGGAUAUCCCAUGAACAGUAGCGACCCCAACAUGCCACCUGUCAACGAGAGUAGUAAAAUCAUUCAGCACAACACCAAAAUGAGUAGUUUCAAUAAGGAUAAUAUGUUGCGCAAAGGCGUGAAGGACGAAGGUAUGUACGGCCACAGUGGCUUAGGGCCCAACAACAGUGCCAACAAUGUGAUGGGUAGCGUCGACAAUGCAAAAAGCGGCAUGAAUAACAACAGUGGAAGCGCAACAGGAGGAAACGCACCAGGUGGAAACGCCGCGGGCGGUAAUUACCCAGAGAAUAAUCAGGUGAAAAGCACGAGCUACAAAAAUACCAAAAACAGCGGAAGCGGAAGCGGAAAUAACAGGAACAACAGCAUGAGCGAGAAAAAAACGAACAUGGAAGGCAUAGGCAGCACGAACUUAAAGGGCAACGAACGAUUUAGCCACCUGAACGAGAACCGUGCCAGCAGCACCAAGUACAAUGCGAAGAACGCCUUCAGCUCAAAUAAGAAAAAUAUGUCUACGUAUAACACAAAUUUGAGCAACGCGAACAAUAACAACCCUAAAAAGGGCGGUGAAAAUGCCUCUUAUGCACAGAACAAUUUCAAGAGAGAAACUUCAGAUGAUAUAUUGAAUAGUAAUGUCAAUAUGGCAGAGUUAAAUAAAAACGUUGGGGUUGUUAUGGAUCCCAAUAUGAACAGCAUUGACAUGAGCAACAAACUGAGCGCUAAGGAUUCUUACGGAAAAGGCGACGGUGUCAACAAUGAUGCAAACGUCGGCGCGAAUACCGGAAAUAGCAACCGAACUGGCAACUCGCGGGGCGGCAAUGGUCGAAUCGGUAACGGGCGCAGCGGCAACGGCCGGAGCUCCAAGGGUCAUAGAGGCGGCCGCAGAAGAAACAACAACUCGGGUGGGAAUAAUGCCGGCGCGAGUAACGCAGGCGCGAAUAAUGCAGAUGCGAGUAACGCAGGUGCGAAUAAUGCAGGAGCGAGUAACGCAGGUGCGAAUAAUGCAGGAGCGAAUAAUGCAGGUGGAAACAACGCUGGCGCAAACAACGCUGGUGUAAACAACUCUGGCGCAAACAACUUUGGCGUAAAUAACCCCAGCGGAACCACCCCCGGCGGGAACAGCGGCACCGGCCGAAGCGGCAAGCGGGGCAGCAGACGAGGCGGCAACAGGAACAGGCGAAGCAGCAACAACAACUCGGGUGCGUUCAAGUCCCUCAGCAUGACGAAAAGCAAGGACGAAAAAAUGAAUGAAAACUUUGACAAUGCAAUGCAGGAAAAUGAGUACUUGCAGGAUAACGCAAAUAAUUUAAGGGGCAUGUCGGAGAACCAGCCCGCGCAUGGCGGCAGGGGAAGAAAUAACAAGAUGGUCUCCUAUGGCUCGAACGCGGCCAUGGGCGGAGGCCGCAUGAGCAACGUGGGCAUGAACGGCGUGCAAAACAUGCAGAGCAUGCAAAGUAUGCAAAAUGUGCAAAAUGUGCAAAAUGUGCAAAAUGUGCAAAACAUGCAAAGUAUGCAGAGCAUGCAAAGUGUGCAAAACAUGGCAAACCUGCCAAGCAUGCACAGCGCGAAGAGCCCCGAGCACGGAAAGAAAAGCUCAAGAGAAAAUGAAAAGGCCACCCCCGGGGCAAUGAUGAAGAGCGCGAGAAACAUGUCCUACGACAACAAGGGGAACAACUACAUGAAUGACGCGAACCAGGCGAACGCGUACGAGGCGAAGAAGAGCGACCCGUAUGCGAAUUACUCCUCCUCCAACAGCUUGAAAACGAUGAGCCAAAUGAACACCAUGAACAGCGUGAGCAACGUGCACAACAUGGGCAGCAUGCACAACAUGAACAGCAUGAAUAGCGUGAACAGCGCGGGCAGCAUGAGUGGAGCAAACCAGAUGAGCGGCGCGAACAACCUUAUGGACGACCACUACAGCGGAAGCCAGCAAAACAAGCAAAGCGGCAACGUGAGCGGCUCCACGCCCUUCCCCAACAUGGAUGCAGACGCAUUUCUGUUCCACGACUUCAACGAAUUCGUGACGUACAUGUAUAAGGAUGAAAACAUUUUAACCCUUUUCUACAUACGAAAGAAUUACCUAAAGGCAGAGUCGCGCGAAGAAUUUGUAACCGAAAAUGACAAAAUAAAAUACUCAAUCAUUUGGUCCUUUCCUAAUGAUGAAAAGAUUACCGUUACGGGGACGCAUAGCACAAAAAAGUUAAGCAAAAAAGUAUGCGUAAAGAAAAUUUUACAAAAGUUAAAAAACAUCUCAGUUUUGGAGAUAGACCAAAUGACCAAGUGGAUGAUCAACAGCUUAAAUGUGGUUCUCAAAGUGGAGCAUAAAAAUAUGGAAACUAAGGUGAACAAUAAUAACAUGUUUUGCACCAGCAUUGAAUGGAAAAUCAACAACAAAAUGUAUCACUCCAUGGGGAUACAUGCUCAUGAGAAGAUUGCCGAAAUUGUCGCAACACAGAACCUGUACAUGAUUCUGUAUGACGUCAAGGACCAGCUGGUUAAAGAAAUGGAGAGUGGCAAAAUGAGUGGCCAGCACGGCACCGCAGGCGGAAUGAAUAGCGGCAAGGCGUACGAAAAUAGCCUCUUCGACAAAAUGAUGAAUAACAGCAAUAGUAAAGGCUACGACGAUCAUGCUGCCAAUAAAAUGGGAGGCAAGUUCGAGUACGGAAAAGGGCAAAUGAUGCAGAACAAAAAUAUGAUGGAUGCCGCGGCUCUUUACAAAACUGGAAGCCCCUCGAAUAAAGACUUCAAUGCACAAGGCAUGAAUAAUUACAACACGUAUUAUAAUCCGAAUGACGGGAUGCUGCACCCGCAGUGUGGCGACAAUCCAAUGAUGCACCCCAUGCAAGGGGGCGCACCUGUUGGCGCUGCUGUUGGUGCUGCGGGCAAUAUGAAUCCCUACGCCAGGGGUGGAAACAGCAUGGAGCUAACCAACGCAGGCCAACUUGCCGGAAACAACCUGAACAUGAACCUUAUGAACUACCCAAAUGGAAACAACAUGGGGGGCAUGCCCAUUAUGAACGACAAAAAUAUGGGACCAGGCGUAGGAGCAGACCACAUGAACGGGCUGAAUAACCCCGGAAUGGUAGCCCCAGCACCGGUGAUAACGGACCCAACUGACCUCAUCGCCUACAAUUUAACGAAACAAGACUCGGGUAGCAUCCAAAUGCUCAGAAACAACAUUGCCUCAAGGUACAAGGUGCACCAAACGGAGAACUUCGAGCAGGUGUACAAUUUGUUCAAGUGUACGCUCGAGUGGGAAUGGAAAAAUGGAAAGAUUGCCUGCAAAACGAAAAGUGUCGGUUAUGGUACCACCAAAAAUUUGGCCAAGUGCGAAGCAGCCUACGACAUGCUGGUCAAGAAUAACCUCAUAGAGUACAUAUCCUCCACGGAUAGGAAGAACGCGCAUUAUAUAAAAGAUUUAAUACAGAAGGAUGUGAACAAAGCGAUGAAGCUAGCCAUUCAGUUUAUCAUGCAGUAUAGCAGUAACGCCUGGUCGAUUUUUUUAGUUUACCUUUUGAGGGAGUUGCUCAUAGAUGGCAAUUACGACCACAUCAAUAGGCUUCUCACCACCGUAGUGGAAGUUAGCAAAGAGGGAAGAAUCGAGGCAGAUAAAAUCAACGAGAGUAAUAGUGCCAAUGCAGGUGGGGGAAGUGGCGCAAAUGCAGGCAGAAUGGAUGGCAAUCAUUCGCACCGAUCUAGCAGAAUGAACAACAGCGGUCAGAAUCACGGCAUAUACAGCAGCAAUGCAGAUGGAGAAAACUACGUAGACAGUUCCAGCAGCCUAUUCUUCUGUAACCCCUACAUUAAGAACCGAAGUGACAAUAGCAAUUAUGUGCAUAAGCUGGUAUCCAUAGAUUUGUGGGAAAAAUUAAUCGACGAGUGUGUGGUCGUUUUAAAUGACAAGCUGUGCUUCCACUGUAUAACCCUCCUGAAGGAAGUUGAACUCGAUUACUCCAUCUUUAUUUCGAAAUGUGCCCAUGAUUAUUAUAAGAAGUAUAGAAUUAUGUUAGCCCUGGAACUGCAAGCCAAUCUGUCGCAGAGCAUUCAGGAGAAAAGAGAUUUCGAAUAUUUGCAUGAAAAUAAAUCGCUACUGUUAAAGGUAAAGAGUGCGACUAUGCCCAUUUUGUCAUUCACCUGUACCUUAACAUUGGAGGAGAAGGAAUGGAUGAAGUCGACGCAAAUGAGGGAAGACGACAUUGUGUUGCUAAAACCGUGUGAUUUGAUGCUCACGGAUGAAGAUGCCUGGUCUAGCAGCCUCAUCGGUACCAUUACAAGUACAAAGAGUGACAACACAGUUUAUAACAUUAACGUCAGAAUAUUCUCAGCGGAGAACACCAGAAAGGCAAAUGUGAAGUAUAGCAAGUAUAAGCUCUUCCUAUUAUUGAACAUCGUAACGCAUGAAAGAAUGCUGCAGGCUCUGAGGGCCAUCACCUUUAUUAGCUCCAUCCCGACGACGAACCAAUCGCCGUACGUGUUCACCCCAGAAAUCCGCUUCCUCAUUCUGCACUCGUAUAACAAAUAUUCAAAGCACAUUGCGCAGACGGGGAAAUUGAACCACGAAAUUGCAGAGUAUGAAAAGAUUAAGAUGGAUUUCCACAGCCAUGAGUCGUCCAAAAAUAGUGGGCAAGAAGAUUUACUAACCCAGUACAGUGGGCAGGCAAAGAACCCCUAUGGAGACCUACUCAACGAUGCUUUGAACAGACAAAUUGGAAAAACUCACACAGAUGAUAUUGAUCAGUAUUUAAUCGAAUCGAUCAAUUUGCCAACCAAUUUGCCCCUAAACGAUUCGCAAAAAUUGGCGUGCCUGAGUGCUCUAACCAGAAGAUUAACCCUUGUGCAAGGACCCCCCGGUACAGGAAAAACCCACGUUGCUUGCGCGAUUAUUGACAGCUGGCAUAGGCAGAAUAGUAACAAAAAGAUACUGGCCGUGGCUGACUCCAACGUCGCAGCUAAUAACCUCGUGGAAGGACUCAAAAAGAGGAACAUCCAGGCAGUCAGAGUGGGAGCGGGAAGUGACAGCGAUUUCCACGAAGAAGCCAUCAUGGACUUCCACCGAUAUAAGGAUCUCCUAAAGUUGAGAAAAAACAAUUUGCAAAAGGAAGCCAAAGUUAUGAAAGCUCUGUUAUUCCUCGAAGCGGUGAAGAAGUACAACGUCGUCAUAGCUACCUGUGUCGGUUCAGGACAUGAAAUAUUUGACAAUGAAAAAUUCGAAAGAGUCAUUAUUGACGAAUGUGCACAGUCGAUUGAGCCUUCGAAUCUUAUUCCACUUGGGCACAAUUGCAACAAUUUGGUCUUAAUAGGAGAUCACAAGCAGUUGCCACCAACUAUCAUUUCGUCUGACGCUACCAAAUUAGGGUUAGAUCGAUCCCUGCUGGAACGAUUUGUCAUGGCCAAAAUCGCCCCCGUUCAUUUGCUAACCACGCAGAGACGUAUGCAUCUAAGUAUUUGUACCUUUCCAAACAUCCAUUUUUAUGAUAACAAAUUGAAGACUGAAAAUGUCACCGAGGAGAAUCGACCCAUUAUUAAGGGUUUCUUGUGGCCGAACCCUAAAUGCAGAUUGGCAUUCAUCGAUGUGUCUCUUGGAAAGCCAGGAAGCAAGUUUGAAAAUGCCUACGGUACUUCCAAGUUUAAUUUGUACGAAAUUGAGCCCCUAAUAUCUGUGCUAAAAUCGAUUGUAAAUGAGGGUUGCGUGUCCGUCGACGAAAUAGGUAUUUUAACAGCAUACGAUGCGCAGAAAGUGAAGUUGAAGAAAGCCGUCCAAGAUGCCUUCCCCUAUGAGGCAGCAUGUCGUAUAGAAAUUGACUCCAUCGAUGGGUUCCAAGGAAAGGAAAAAGAUUUGAUUCUCUUUUCUGCGGUUAGGUCAAAUGCAAAUAACGAAUUAGGAUUUUUAAAGGAUGCCAGAAGGUUGAAUGUCAUGUUGACAAGAGCUAAAAGAGGAGUGAUCCUAUUUGGAGAUCAGUUCACCCUUGCCAAUGACCCCGAAAACUGGCUACCCUGGCUCAACUGGAUUUCCUCCAAAAGGGCCGUCGUACACAUCACCAAGUUGAAUGAGCACUUAGAAAAUGCAGAUUAUUCCCUGAUAGAUAAGCUAAACAAAAUAAACAAAACUGUUAAUUUGAAAAAUGUGAACGUAUCGGAUAAUUAUUUCUUAUAUGGAAAUGACACUGGAUUUUCGAACGACUACAAUGAGCCGCAGAAUUAUAACCAGAACGAAGAAGCCAACUUCACCGUCGGUUUGAAUGACACCAAGGAGGAAGUAGAGCCAGUCGAAGAGAUUGUUGAGAAUUGGGAAGAUUUGCUCUGA
Plasmodium vivax (malaria parasite P. vivax) is the source of this 6945-nucleotide messenger RNA. RefSeq lists its product as hypothetical. NCBI's taxonomy places the organism in Eukaryota, Apicomplexa, Aconoidasida, Haemosporida, Plasmodiidae. The record is from RefSeq and is a predicted model, not a curated record. Bases 1 to 6945 code for a protein of 2314 amino acids. The transcript has a single exon. Gene Ontology annotation, molecular function: 5'-3' DNA helicase activity.